UAGGGUACGUCGCGAUAGCUACCGGGUCGAGGCCGCCUUCCUGGCUCCCCUCUUGCCCCGCCGUCUCGCGCGAGGAAUACAGAACGCAUUAAAAAUUUGAGAAAUUCAGAAAAGAGCGGCAGCCUAUUUAAAUCAACCCUCGCUUCUGCUUCAGGAGGAAAGAAAAGUGAGUCCUCGGCGUGAAUUGUGCUAUUUAUAAGUCUCUACAAAACAAAUCCAGGGCGUUCGUUUGGGUGAAUUAGUAACCCUGCGACGUAAAAUGUAACCCCGGCUUCUUUUGAACUGAGGUUGGCUUGUGCGCAUGCGCUCCGGUCGAGUCCCGAGCUGCUUUCUAGUUGUCUUUUGUUUUGAGAGGUGGAGUUGGGUGGUGCUGAGAUCGUAUUGUCGGAAGGCGAUUUGUUGACGUCAAAAAAUAUCUUUGGCGACUAAAACUUAAUUUCUCGCCUUGUAAGAGAAAUGCACUCUACAUAAACUCAGAAGUACUGUCUUUGUGCCGGCUUCGGUUGGAUCCUGUCAAUGAACGUCAGCUUUGGGGUUACUAGGCCAAGAGCUGAAACCUGGAAAUUUGUUUUGGAAGGUACUGAGUAAAUAUUUGAGAAAAUGAAUCCAAAUACUCAUUUCAGUGGGCAGCAGUCUGGAGCUUUCCAGACAACAUCUGAUGGGUCAUCUGCAGUCUUUCCUGUUCAGCCAUCAUUCCAACUUGGCCAAGUCUCUCCUUUUGGGGAAAACAGUGGAGAGUUGUUAAAGAAUCCUGGGUUUACAAAUCUACCUGAUUUCACUGUAACUUCAGGACUUCAUGGCUCUUUGGGAUUUGGGCAACAUUCAGGAUUUACACAGUCCUAUUCCCUGGGACAAGCUACAUCCCUUGUGACGUCUGCAGUAACCAGUUCUUCUGUGCCAAGCAAACAAAUAAUCAAUUUUAAAUCACCUACAACUCUUGGAACUUGUCAGAGUCCUUCUAGCUUUGGGGCUACAUCAGGAGAAACUUCAGGUAGUGGUUCUGUGAGACCAGAUUUCAGCUUCAAAACUCCUGAGAAUGCGGUGUUCAAGCCUAUCUUUGGCACUGGUUCAGAACAAGAUAAGUCAACCAAUCCACCCUUUCAGAGAUCUUUCACAUUUUCCUCUCCAAGUAUUAGCGAACCUAGAAGACUAGCCUCCUUUGUAAUUUCUCAAGCAAGUAGCAGCUCAGUUAGUACAAGUUUCAGUUUUUCAAAGCCAGUAAGCAGUAGCAGUUUACCAUCUUCAUUCAAUGCUCCUUUACCAAACAACACAGCAGAGGAUGAUAAAAAAAGACCUAUAGUUCUCUUUGGAAGUCCUAGUAGUAGCUUUACCUCAUUUUCAAGCUCAUCUACUGGGUCAUUGCCUGUGGGAGAUAGUUUCCAGACAAACAAAGCUGAAUGUGAAGAAUUACCAGUUACAAGUGAGCCACUUCCCAUCUUUGGGAAAGGAAUGAAAAGAAAAGAAGAACAGGAACAUUCACCAAGACGGCAUGAUUAUGAUUCUAUAGACGAACUAGAACUUCUGUCGAGGGGUGAUCAUUUUUCCAGUAAACGUCCAGUCAGGCUAAACCGGCCACCUACAAGAGGCUUGUUUAAUAGAACAUUGCAAGAUGUACUGAGAAGCAAUAAGAAAGAAUCCAAGCUGGAAAGAGUUUCAAUAGAAUCUGGAGAAAUGGAAGAUACAAAUGUGGCUGCAGGAAGCCAAUUGAAUUUUCCAAUGCCUGUGUCAGCGGCAGCACUGAGAAAGGAAGAAAAUAAAGUGAAACUGAAAGAGGAAUCUGUUGUAUCCAAACCCUUGCAUCGAAAUCGGAGUAGUGGAAGCACAGAGAGUCUUGGAGGCAUGCCAUCUAGUGAACUUACUGCCAUUCAGUGCAAAAAUAUUCCUCACUGUCUAAAUGACAGAAGUGUUCUGGAGAAUCAUUUUAAGAAGUUUAUUAAAAUCCAGCGUAUUCGUACAAACCGAAAUAAAAAGUUGGCUAUUAUACAAUGUUACGAUCAUGCAUCAGCUGUUUUAGCAAGAAAGAAAGCAAAAAGCCUGCACAAAGAGAUAGUGACAUUUUGGCAUAAGAAGAAACCAAGUCCAAGUAAGAAAGGCUAUAUGUCCAAGGAGGAGAAGUCAGAUGAAAGUGACAGGAGGCAAAUCAGUGACCAGCUGAGUAAUCAACAUUCUCCGCAUUGCAAAACCAUAAUUCGAUCCACUGGUAGCAAAAGUUCUCCACCUAAAAAAUCUGGCCUGAAAAAGUCUCUGCAAUUUGAGGCAUAUACAUUUGAUUCUGGACAUGAAGGACAUAGCUUGGAGAAUUUGGAGCUGCCUACACCCUCCUUCAGCAACCUCAUAGGCAUGGUGGCAGAGACCUCUGAGGACAAAUACCGCCUUCUAGACCAAAGAGAUAAAAUCAUGCGGCAAGCUCGAGUAAAGCAAAUAGAUCUUGGCAAAGCGAAAACCUUUGUUGGCACAUGCCCAGACAUGUGUCCAGAAAAAGAGCGUUACAUGAGAGAGACAAGGAACCAGCUUAGUAUCUUUGAAGUGAUCCCAGGAACUGACAAGGUUGACCAUGGGGCAGCAAUAAAGGAAUAUAGCAGGUCUUCAGCAGACCAAGAGGAACCAUUACCACAUGAACUAAGACCUUCUGAAGUGUUGAAUAUGACCAUGGACUAUUUAGUUACUCAAAUCAUGGACAAAGGAGAAGGAAACUACCGCGAGUGGUAUGAUUUUGUAUGGAACAGAACUCGUGGCAUAAGAAAGGAUAUAACCCAGCAGCAUCUCUGUUGUCCUCUGACUGUUUCCUUGAUUGAGAAGUGUACCCGUUUUCAUAUUCAUUGUUCCCAUCAUUUGUGUGAAGAGCCUAUGUCAUCUUUUGAUGCAAAAAUAAACAAUGAGAACAUGACUAAAUGCCUACAGAGCCUGAAGGAAAUGUAUCAGGACCUUGCAAAUAAGGGCAUUUACUGCAAGAGUGAAGCAGAAUUCAGGGGAUAUAAUGUUCUCCUAAACCUCAACAAAGGGGAUAUUCUAAGAGAAGUACAGCAGUUUCGUCCGUCUGUCCGAAACUCUCCUGAAGUUCGAUUCUCAGUUCAAGCCUUUGCUGCCUUAAACAGCAAUAAUUUUGUCAGGUUUUUCAAACUUGUGCAGACGGCUUCUUACCUGAAUGCAUGUUUGUUACAUUGUUAUUUUAACCAGAUUCGUAAAGAUGCUUUAAAGUCUCUGAAUAUUGCUUACACUGUAAAUGCACAGAGAUCCACCAUCUUUCCACUAGAUAAUCUGGUGCGCAUGUUACUCUUCAGGGACUUUGAAGAUGCAGCUGAUUUCAUAAGUUACUAUGGCUUGGGUGUGUCUGAUGGUUUUGUGGAGCUGAAUCGUUCUGCAUUUUUGGAACCAGAAAGCCUGCCCAAGCCAAAGAAAUCAGUAUUUGUCGGGCAGAAACUAAUUGUGUCAAUAGGAGAAAUAGUCAAUGGAGGAUUUCUACCACCUGUGACUUGCCAUAGACCUGUGUGUAGCUUCAGUGCUCAGAACAGAUACAUGGGGGAAAACACUACCAUCGAUUCAGUCAGCACUAGUCAAAAAGUCAGUGUUGAUGUGACAGAAGGAAAAGCAGAAGCAAGUGGCACAGACUCAGAAAUGCUCCAAGCUCAACCUUCUUCCUUACUCACAUCAUCCACCCCAGUACUGUUACUUUCCACAACAGGAUCCACAUUCCAUCCUAUUGCACAGCCUUCACCACCCUCUCCCAAACUUCAGCCUGUUUAUAGUGAUAUGGAUAUUGAAGAAGUAAUUGAAGACCUUGUGAAUGAUAUGCUGGAAGGAGAAUGUAGAGAAAUCAGCAGUGCAGGAGCAGCCUAUAUACAAUCAGCAAUAUGGAUCUCUAAUGCAGUUUCAGAUGAACUCAUGACAGAAGUGAUGCUAAAUCUUUUGGGGCAAAUUGCAUCUGUUGUAAUAAUUGACACAGAAAAAGAGAAGUUUGAAGAAGAAAAACGUCAGGCUGAAAAAGAAAGGCAGAAACAGGAAAAGGAACAAUUAGUAAAAAUGUUGAGUGAAUCACUGGGUGCAGAAUUAGCUGAAGAAGUGAUAAAGGAAACUACACAAGAGAUUUCAGCUAAGGAGUUAAAAUGUGCUGUGGAGAAGGAUCAAAAAGCACGUAUUGCUCGUUGCUCAAAAGAAGUCUGUGCUGAAAUAAUGGGUGUAUUUCUAGAUGAUGAGAUUUUCCAGAGUGCCAAGGAGACUUUAGAGGAACUUCAGUGCUUCUGUAAAUUCUUACAACGGUGGAAGGAAGCUGUUGCAGCCCGAAAGAAACUGAAGCGUCAGAUGAGAGCAUUCCCAGCUGCCCCAUGUUGUGUUGAUCCCAAAAAUAAAUUGAAAGCUCUGUCACCUAGUGCAGAAUGUCCUAUUGCCAGAGAACACCUAGAAAAAAGAAUUGUAAACUUGGGACAUGCAGGGAACCUUGGUACUUCCUGCCUUAGGUUAGGAUGUCUACGGGAUAAAAUCAUCCACCAAAUGAAAGUGCAACAUUUUUAUCAGCAAUUAUUACGGGAUGCAAUGUGGAGCCCACUGAAUUUGCCAUUAUUGAUUGCUGAAAACUUUCCAGUGCAACAAGAAAAAAUAUUUUGGAAAGCUCUUUUGGUUUUGCCCAGUGAUGAGGAAUAUCCACUUGAGGAUCCCAGCAGAAUUCUAGCAGAUUGGUUGAAAGCUAAAUUUCUCAUUGAUAAGGAUGUGGAAGAGACAAUUUCUGCGGCAGAUAAUGGAAUAAAAACACUUGCAUUGCAUACUUCUCUUCAUACAAGAGGAGAUCAGGAAGUUUCUGUCAGUGUGUGUAUAAAGGUCUGUUCAAACACCCCUUGCUCCAUCACAUUUUCUUGAUAGAUACUCCACAACUGUAUU
Messenger RNA from Pogona vitticeps (central bearded dragon), 4872 nucleotides. Lineage: Eukaryota; Metazoa; Chordata; Lepidosauria; Squamata; Agamidae. The record is from RefSeq and is a predicted model, not a curated record.